AUGGCAACCGGGGGAGAGAAUGAACAGGCCAUCGCGCCUAGGAACGCUUGGAGAGCGGAACCUGCCUCCUCCAUCCUUGCUUCGCGUUUCGCACCGCAUCUUGCAACACAGGGACAUGAAUCACACCUUACCCAUGAAACCUUUGCACAGCUACGACUGGAGCUUCUUAGUGAAAUACAGCAUCAACGACGCGUUGAUGAGGAUGCCACUGAUGUCAACAAACUCAUCUGCAUUGUACUAAAAGCUGGGUUAGAGAUCUGUCCAGAUGGAAGCGCCCCAGACCAGGAUCUGGAAGGGCAAGUCCUUGACUGCUUAGACAUUAUUCAUGCAAGCAUCGAGAAAGCUCCCCAAGUACUGUGGGAAACCUCCGACCCUAUCAUCUUAGGCGAGGAUAUACAUGCUCCUCUGUUCGCAUGGUUGAUUCUACGACUCAUUCGACUCGCCAGUACCUGGACCUCCGAGGCUGUUCACGAGAAAAUACAGCUUCUGUGUGCAACGCUAGCUCAUUCCCAGUUCAGACAUGGCCGUUCAAUGCCUACAAGCUAUGCCGUCGCUGCAUUUUUGCGUGCCUGCACGUCAGAUAUUCUGUGCUCUCUCGAAGGACCUCAACAUAGCAAUGCCCGGGGGAGACCCUCCGGAGACUUGACAAUCCCCGGUCCAGAUGGAAAGCUCAUCAAAGACAUGCAACGCCUCGGUCUACCCGAUGCUUUAUUCAGGAUCAAAACAGCACUUGGAGGCUUUAUGAAAACAGUAUCUUUAGCAUGCCGGCUGCUGGACUCAUUCAACCCAAGGGGCAAAAUGCAAACCCGCCCCAAAAAUCAUGAUUUCAUCCUUCGCCAAAACUUUUCCUGGGUAUUGAAUGGCUUCCACCGCCUGAAAAAGAUCAUACUCGGUUGGUUGCAGACGAACGGGCCUCAUCUCACUCCCGAAGAUGAGAACAUCUCUCUGCAAUAUUUAACAUACCUGCAUCGGUGCUGUGCACCAGACUCUACUCUGGCAGAUUUACUCUCAGACAUAAGCCUCACUUCUACCUGGUCUCAGUGCCUGUGUGGUUUUCUGUGUCUUGGAAAUAUAGGAGGAUUGCCUUCCGUACAAGCCCACCUAGGCCGCUACUUUGAUGACCUAACACAAGCAGCAAAAACCUCCCAGUCGCUCGUGCACCACCUGAGUGACACAAUGCUCACCACUCUGAUAAAAGUCGAAAGCUGCGGUUCUGAUUCCCAGCCCCUUGAGUUGGGUCUCCUCGUAAAUCCCCACCAUAUCUCCACACGUUGGGCCUUUGAGCUAAUCCUUGAGCAGAGUUCUCUCCGGGCCUUGCGUACCCAACUUUCAGAUAAACCGCCACUGCUGACGGUCCCUUCACUCCAAGGGUCAUUGGAAGGUUUCUCCGAGCAGUCGAACAUGGCCUUGCGGAGAGUUGGGCUUUCACAUCCUCCGGAACCGAAUGAAGAUGUCCGGCCCCCGAAGCGGCUAUGUUUCUCAAUCACGUCGGCUACAUCUACUAGUCAUAGUUUGCUUGACGUACUGAUGAAGAAGAUGUCUACGAUCCUUGAAUCUGAUUGUGGCGGAACUAUAGCAGGCCUCUGCUCCUCGAUCCAGACCUCCUACGAUGGUCUUUCCGACCCCCAAAAGAUUGAGCUUUUGGACAUGCUGGGCAAGAGUUGCUGCGCAGUGGCACGCAAGCUUUUGCCGAAACCUUCGGAAGUUAGAAAGAGACAGACGCUCGUCUGUGAAAUAUGCGACGUUGAACAAUAUCAACCUGAUCAUAUGGGAAAUUUUGAGGAAUCCGGAUUCGAGGACUUGUGGUCCAUCUUCAAUCUUAUCCUCCCUAAGCUCACACGCACGCCUGGCCCUCGAAUUUCCGCAAUGAUCGCGCUGAGAAGAAUUCUCACACAUGCCCCAAAUUCCGAUCAAAUGCACAUCUCAACGUCCGCGGCCGGAGAAUUCUGUCUUCACUCUCUACGAAGUUCGAUCAGAGAAUUGCGUAUUGCCACCGGACAUACAGUGGUGACUUUUGUGCGCUCCAAUCUAUCGACAGAUGUUCGUCGAGCCAACUUUGUCGUUGUGCUUGAAUGGCUUCAAAACCUCUCCGGAAAGGACGAUAUGUCACUACAAGAAGCUUGUAUCAUAACACUCUGUGGACUGGCAAUUGUCUCCGAAGAUGAAGAGAAGAACAUCAUCCUUCUUCGGCUGUUAGAAUACCUUGGUCAUUCGAACCCCUACAUUUGCGCCGUCGCCUACAACGAGUUGUCCAAGCUUGCGCAACGGUUUUCUUUGACCCCUGCUGGCCUGUUUCGGCCCUACUGGAGGACCCUUUCGGUCACUGUAGUCAAAAACCUUCAAUCUCGCCCGCAUAUGGCUGAACAGCUAUGUGACUUGCUCGGCAUGAAAGUUGACGGUUUCCUCCGGCUGACAGAAGUGCAUGUCUUGCCCUAUCUGGUUUUAACUCGAAAACGCGACAUCAUUUGCAGAAUCGGUGCCAGUCGAAAUGAGGGGGAGUCUGCUUUUGAUGUUUGCUCCGAGAAGAACAACUUGGCUGCAAUUCUUGCUUUCCUCCUAUCUCAGCAAUCAGACAACCCGGAGGCUAUGAUCAUGUCUCUUCUAGCAGAGAUCGACCCCGCGUUCAAGGGUAGGUCAUUGGCGGAGUUAGUGAGAAUCGAGCCAAUUCUCAUCGCUUGCGACUUGCUGAAAAGCCUUGGCGAUGCGGGUGAGCAAAAGAAGGAGAAAUUCAACCACGCACUCCGUCGGUUGGCCACAUUCGUUCCGCGGAAGGUGGCACAUGGAAGUUCGUCAAAGAAAGCGGACCUAAGCCACUUCAUUGAAGAGCACGUUCUCGGCAUCAUAACACAAUUCGCGAAUGCCAUAAACGACUUCCAAGUAAGACAAACCUUGGCGGAGAAGAGAAGAAACAUCAAGGCUAUUGAAGAAAUGAUCAAUAUUGCCCAGGGUCAUGUUAGCAGUGCAUUGCCGCAAGUUUGUGCAUGUCUUCGAUCUGCACUAGAGAUUAAGGAACUAUGUGAUUACGCAUUCUCGGCGUGGAAGACAUUGAUCAGUUCUCUCGGCGAGGAGGAUCUCGAGCCAAUAAUAGAUCAAACGCUGGCAAUUGUGAUCAGGUAUUGGGGUGGCCUGACUGAGGAGAGUAGGGAUCGCGCAUGUCAACUUAUUGAUCACAUUUUGACGAAUCAUCCAAGACUUGUGCAAGAUACGUUCAACACCAUGCCUUCCCUUGCAUCCAUUCCGGAGCUGGCCGCCUUUGAUGCCAAAAUCACGGAUCUGAGGGCCCAAAUGGACGUACGAAGCCAGUUCCUGGCAUUAAUCCGUCGUUGCCAGAGUGAGAAUGCUACUGUUGUGGAACAGGCUCUCAUGGAACUGACCCCAUUUCUAUCAACAAAUGAAGAGUUCCUUCAUGACUCCGUUCUCAGCGAGCAACCAGACCCUGUGAUUGCUCAAUUGACUAGGUCGCUGCUGGAUUGUUGCGUCAAAUUCAGCAACAUCUCCGACAGCAUUACUCUGUUAUCAGCUCGGAUGGAAGAAACAGUCGCAUUCAUUCUUUUCUUCCUCCAGCAUGUCUUGGUUGAGGCGUUCUUAUCUGCUUCCAACACAAGGGCUCAGGGAUUUCUAGCAUGGGCCAUGCAAGGCCUGCUCAGAUUUUGCAAACUAAAUGCCGUGUUUAAUCAACGCUCUCGCGAUUUCCAAGGCGAUGAAAAAUAUCAACGCUGGAUGGAGCUUCCGGAGAGUGUUCGCAACACUCUUACACCGUUUCUCACAUCCACGUAUACGGUCACCGUUGUGACCAACCAUACUGAAGUCAAUUACCCUCUAUUUUCCCCCAAACUAACCCACAGUGAGUGGCUCCGAACAUUUGUGCAGGAUCUCCUACGAAGUGGGAAUGGAGAUAACGCCAAAAUGGUUUUUUCAAUAUCAAGUCGUGUGGUGAAGGGCCAGGAUAUCUCCAUCUCUGCGUUCCUAUUACCAUUUGCGGUCCUGAAUCGCAUUGUUGGGGGCACCGAAGAAGAACAACAUGAUCUUCAACGCGAAUUAAUGAGUGUUCUUUCGCACCCUAUUCCGGAGACAAAUAACAAUGCUCGCGAAACAAUCAUAAGCAGUAGCCAAAGUGUCUUUGAAGUCUUAGACUACCUGUCUAGAUGGCUACAAGGCAAGAAGAAGCACCUCAAUGGCCUCAAUCACAGUUCUCAUCAAACGAGCCGCUCCCAUAAGGAUCUAAGCCGUGACAUGCUCGUCGACAAAUACUCAUCACAGAUCAAAUCUGUUGAAUCCCUCCUAUCCUCCAUACCGCCUGAGGUCAUCUCGAAACGAGCCGUUGAAUGUAAAUCAUUCUCCAAAGCACUCUUCCAUUGGGAACAGUACAUUCGAAAGUCCAAGGCCCACGGAGAGUCACAAGAGCGAGCCAGCUUUGAGCCUCUUUACCAAAGGCUACAAGAUAUUUACAGCCAGAUCGACGAACCCGAUGGAAUUGAAGGCAUUUCAAGCCAUUUGUCUGCACUGGACAUAGACCAGCAAAUCCUUGAACACCGCAAAGCAGGGAGAUGGGCCACGGCGCAGAGUUGGUAUGAGCUGCAACUCGAGAAGGAGCCCGAUAAUGUUGAUGCGCAGUGGAAUCUCGUGACCUGUCUGAAAGAGUCCGGCCAACAAGAUGCUAUUCUCACUCGUUUUGAGGUUCUCAAAGAGAGCGAGUCAGCCGCUUCACGCUUCCUACCCUUCGCGGUUGAAGCUUCAUGGAUAAUGGGCAGAUGGGACAAGUUAGAAGGUUAUCUCGAUCUUUGUGCCAAACAAGGAACAGAGGAGUUCAAUGUCGGCAUAGGGUCAGCUCUCGACGCUCUUCGUCAAAAACAAGACGGGGCGUUUACGGAUAAAAUCAACGAGCUCAGACUCAGUGUCGCCCGAUCACUGACCACAAAUACCGUGACAUCGCUACAAUCAUGCCAUGAUGACAUGCUCCGGUUACAUGCUUUGUCGGAGGUCGAAGCAAUUGCCAAAACACAACCAAACCAGUCGCGUCGGGGUUUGUUGGGUGCCCUAGACAGACGAUUGGAUGUUUUGGGCGGAUACUUGUCCGAUAAACAAUAUCUAUUGGGACUCAGACGGGCUACAAUGGAGCUAACGGGCGAUUUCGCGGAUUCCGAUAUCUCUGCUGCAUGGCUCACCAGCGCUCGUCUUUCAAGAAAAGGCAAUUUUAGUAGCCAAGCAUAUCAUUCAAUGCUCAAUGCUGCACGAUUGAAAGACAGAUCUGCUUCUAUCGAACACGCGCGACUUCUAUGGAAAGAUGGACAUCAUCGGAAAGCCAUUCAGACUCUCGAAGGCGCAAUAUCCGCCAACGAAGCCGUCCCGAGUACGUCUUCAAAUGAAGUUGAAGCCAUGUCAUUCCUAUCGGGUCAUGGACAGUAUCAGAAUGAGUCCACUGCUCUCGCCCAUCUCAUGCUAGCUAAAUGGACAGAUAGGGCUGGCCAGACCCAUUCGCAGGCCAUUGUCCAGAGAUAUCGAGAGGCUAUCAAGCUGUACCCUAAAUGGGAGAGGGCACACUAUUACCUUGGAAAGCAUUACAAUAAGAUUCUCGAGUCCGAAAAGGCCAAACCAAUGGGAAAAGAAGCCCAGAUUUAUCUGAGUGGAGAGGCCACAAAGCUUGUCAUAGACAAUUAUCUUCGUUCAUUGACAUAUGGGACCAAAUAUGUCUUCCAGACAUUACCCAAGCUCCUGACCCUCUGGCUUGAACAUGCCUCUAUCGUGGAACAGCCCAUUGAUCCGAAGAGAGGUGACAAUGAGGAAUUUCAGAAGCAUACACAGGCCCAACGGAAGAAAAGCCUCGAUGAGAUGCAUGCGCAAUUGAAGAAAUUCAUUGAUAAGCGCCUGCAAGCAGCUCUACUUUUCACGAUACUGCCCCAGGUGGUUGCCAGGAUUUGUCACCCCAACACCACAGUCUAUGAUCUGCUCAUGCGGAUUGUAGCCAAGGCAGUCCACAAUUUCCCACAGCAAGGUCUCUGGACGGUCUUGGCCGUUGUCAAGUCUUCUAAUAAGGAGCGAGCCAAAAGGGGUUAUAAUUGCCUCCAGAAAAUCAUAGACUAUGGCAACAAGUCCAAAGGAGAAUCCUCAAAAGGAGCAGAAAUUCGUCGCAUGAUCACUCAGGGUACAAAAUUCUCAGAGGAACUACUCCAGCUCUGCCUUGCUCCCAUCGAGGAAAAGGCAUCUAGGGUUCAACUUGGCCGUAAUCUAGGGUUCAAUCACAAAGUCGCACCGUGUCGACUAGUGGUUCCUUUUCAAGCGAUGUUGAUCCCAAGUCUUCCUGCCAGUCAAAACAUCGAAUACAUCAAAGGUUUCAGGGCCUUCCCUCGGGAUCCAACAACCAUUGAGGCUGUUCUUGAUGAAGCGCAGAUUCUGAAUUCGCUGCAAAAGCCUCGCAAAAUUAGCUUACGGGGAUCUGAUGGGAAGAUCUACAAUGCGCUCUGCAAGCCUAAAGACGAUUUACGCAAGGAUCAGCGUCUCAUGGAGUUCAACAACAUGAUCAACCGAUUUUUAAAGAGGGACGUUGAAUCAAGCAAGCGGCGCAUGUAUAUCAAAACGUACGCUGUGACGCCUCUGAACGAGGAAUGUGGACUUAUUGAAUGGGUUGACAAUCUCCGCACCCUAAGAGAAAUUUACAAUGAGAUCAGGCAGUGUCUGACCGAGAUCUGCGCUGAUCGAUCAUUUAGCAAGUUGCCUUUGUUCACCACUAAGAUCCUGGCCAAGCUUCCCCCGGUCCUUCAUGAAUGGUUCAUCGAGAUGUUCCCCGAGACAGAAGCAUGGUUUACAGCGAGACUGAGGUACACCCGAUCUUCCGCGGUGAUGUCAAUGGUUGGAUAUGUUCUUGGUUUGGGUGAUCGGCAUGGCGAGAACCUGUCGUUCGAAGAAGGGACCGGCGGCCUCCUACAUGUUGAUUUCAACUGUCUUUUUGACAAGGGCCAAACGUUUGAAAAGCCCGAAGUCGUCCCGUUUCGGCUGACGCAUAACAUGGUCGAUGCAUUUGGCGCUUACGGAUAUAACGGUCCCUUCAGAAGGACUUGUGAAAUCACCCUCAGCCUGCUGCGACAGAAUGAGGAUGCCUUGAUGACUGUGCUUGAAACAUUCUUGCAUGAUCCAACCACCGAUUUUAUCGGAAAGAGGCGUCGCACUCAUGCGAAUGUUCCGGACACACCUGCCGGUGUUCUGGAAGAUGUUCGAAAUAAGCUCCGUGGCUUUAUGUCGAAGCAGCCCAUUGCACUUUCAGUGGAUGGCCAGGUGGAUGAACUGAUCGUCCAGGCAACAGACAAGCGGAAAUUGGCGGCAAUGUAUAUCGGAUGGUGUGCAUUCUUCUGA
This is a messenger RNA of Penicillium bovifimosum, 7347 nucleotides long. It is a transcript of the gene atrA, whose product is annotated as protein kinase MEC1. Gene Ontology annotation, molecular function: protein serine/threonine kinase activity; protein binding. The coding region runs from base 1 to 7347 and encodes 2448 amino acids. The record is from RefSeq and is a predicted model, not a curated record. Gene Ontology annotation, cellular component: nucleus. The transcript has 25 exons. NCBI's taxonomy places the organism in Eukaryota, Fungi, Ascomycota, Eurotiomycetes, Eurotiales, Aspergillaceae. Gene Ontology annotation, biological process: telomere maintenance; DNA damage checkpoint signaling; protein phosphorylation.